AUGAGUCCGAAGAAGUGUGAAAUUCCAGGCUCCACUCGAGAAAAGAUAAUAAGUCUCCGUGAAUUAGGAAAAAGUUAUCGGGAUAUUGGAAAAAAGUUAAAAUUGAGCUUUUCAACAGUUCGUUCCAUUAUUAAAAAAGUGGAAGAAACAGGAUCCACGAAAAAUAAACCCCGAUCUGGUGGCCCAGUCAAAGUAAAUGACAGGGAAAGGAGGCAUGUUGUUAAAAUGGCCCUAAGAAAUCCAACUCAAAGUGCUCGAAAUUUAGCCAACGACUUUGCGUCAACUUCUGGCAAGUCAGUGACGCCACAAACUAUUAGAAAUGUUCUCCAUAUGAGUGGUCUUCGGGGUAGGAGGCCAAGGAAGAAACCUUUUAUUAGCGAGGUUANGCCUUUCGGUAUUAGUUUAGCAGCAAAGUUGGUGCCUAAAGACCUCAAUUUCAUUCAAAAAAGAGACCGUAUUGACGUCUCAAAACACAUGAUAUGCGAGACUGAAUCCGAUCCCACAUUCAUCAAAAGGAUCAUUACUGGAGACGAGACGUGGGUUUAUGAGUACGACACGCAAUCCAGAUAUCAGGCAAGUGAAUGGCGCUCAUCAAAUGGUAAUGGCGUUCAUCAAUGUAAAAAUCACAGGAAGCACUGA
Molecule: messenger RNA, 639 nt
Organism: Parasteatoda tepidariorum (common house spider)
Lineage: Eukaryota; Metazoa; Arthropoda; Arachnida; Araneae; Theridiidae
Source: RefSeq, a predicted model, not a curated record